AUGAGCAACGCCGCCAACAUCAGCAAGAAGAGGAAGUUCGUUGCCGACGGUGUCUUCGCCGCCGAGCUCAACGAGUUCUUCACCCGCGAGCUCUCGGAGGAGGGCUACUCGGGAUGCGAGGUCCGUGUCACCCACGCCCGCACCGAGAUCAUCAUCCGUGCCACCCACACCCAGGAGGUUCUCGGUGACAAGGGCCGCCGCAUCCGCGAGCUGACCGCCCUCGUCCAGAAGCGCUUCAAGUUCCCCGACAACUCGCUCGAGCUCUACGCCGAGAAGGUGCAGAACCGCGGCCUCCACGCCGUCGCCCAGUGCGAGUCGCUCCGUUACAAGCUGCUCGGCGGUCUCGCCGUCCGCCGUGCCGCCUACGGUGUCCUCCGCUUCGUCAUGGAGUCGGGCGCCAAGGGUUGCGAGGUCAUCAUCUCGGGCAAGCUCCGCGCCGCCCGUGCCAAGUCGAUGAAGUUCACCGACGGCUUCAUGAUCCACACUGGUCAGCCCGCCCGCGACUUUGUCGACGUCGCCGUCAGGCACGUUCUGAUGAAGCAGGGUGUCCUCGGAAUCAAGGUCAAGAUCAUGCUCGGCACCGACAUGGAGGGCCGCGCCGGCAAGCCCUUCCCGCUCCCCGAUGCCAUCACCAUCCUCGAGCCCAAGGAGGAGGCCCCCAUCACCGCCCCCGUCUCCGAGUCGCGCCAGGGCCCCGCCGACGUUCCCGCGCCGGCUCAGGCCGCCGAGGCUGCUCCCGCCGAGGUCCAGCCCGAGGCCGCUGCCGCCUUCUAA
Pseudozyma flocculosa PF-1 is the source of this 774-nucleotide messenger RNA. RefSeq lists its product as uncharacterized. The transcript has 2 exons. The record is from RefSeq and is a predicted model, not a curated record. Gene Ontology annotation, molecular function: RNA binding; structural constituent of ribosome. Gene Ontology annotation, cellular component: nucleus; cytosolic small ribosomal subunit. Lineage: Eukaryota; Fungi; Basidiomycota; Ustilaginomycetes; Ustilaginales; Ustilaginaceae. Bases 1 to 774 code for a protein of 257 amino acids. Gene Ontology annotation, biological process: translation.